AUGAAGAUGCGUCUCGCACGAGGGAAUAUUAAGGAGUCGUCGGGUUUGCACAAGAAAGAGGAGGCCUUGCACAAGACGUUUAUCAAGGAGCUGCAGGUGAGUCGUAAGAUUACCAAGCAGAUCGUGGAGAAGGGUAGCGAUGCUAAAGACUCAGACAUUUCCUCGAGUGGGCUAAAAGUAAUCGAAACGCUGGAUAAGAUCUCAGAGCCUAGAGUACUCCCCGCAACUGUUCCACAGCUGGAUCCGUGA
Messenger RNA from Phytophthora nicotianae INRA-310, 249 nucleotides. RefSeq lists its product as hypothetical. NCBI's taxonomy places the organism in Eukaryota, Oomycota, Peronosporomycetes, Peronosporales, Peronosporaceae. The transcript has a single exon. Bases 1 to 249 code for a protein of 82 amino acids. The record is from RefSeq and is a predicted model, not a curated record.